This is a messenger RNA of Brenthis ino (lesser marbled fritillary), 702 nucleotides long. The record is from the annotation of a GenBank genome assembly. Lineage: Eukaryota; Metazoa; Arthropoda; Insecta; Lepidoptera; Nymphalidae.
AUGGCCACUAUGCAAUUCGAAUACGAUCCAGAACGUCUUAUAGAAGAAGUGAAAAAACGCCCCGGUAUAUGGGACUUCGAGAAUAUAGAGUACAGAACGAAGGCUAUAAGGCACAAGUUAUGGACUGAGGUCGUUAACGAACUAAUGACAAGCGAUGUGAAGGUUUCAAAGAGCGAGAUGCGGGAACUUGAACUUCAACUCCAGAAAAAAUGGAAAAGUAUAAGGGACUGUUUCCAAAAAUACAUAACACACCCUAAUAGGACAAAACGGCCAUAUCUUUACAGCAAACAAUUGCAAUUUCUUUUGAAACAGCAAAACAUACAACAAGACGAGGCUUCUGGCGAAUCGGAUAAUGGUCGAGUGAAGAAAAAAGCUUGGAGACCAAGAAAAAAAUUGAAACUAACCAAAGAAAGUUCUGAGGACGACAACGACGUUGACUAUAACGAUGAUUCAUCUAAUGACGGUUCUGAGGGAGUACCGAAACAAAGUGUAUGCAACAAGUUUAUAGAUGACUUUGCGUUUGCGAGUGUAGACUCUCAGAGUAAAAGUGACCAACAUGAUGAUCCAGACAAAAUGUUCCUUCUAUCGCUUCUCCCACACUUAAAAUCAAUACCGGAAGAUAUGCGUUUAAAUGUUAAAUUAGAUUUGAUGCAAGUUUUGCGAAACGCAAAUUACCAUACGGCAGUAGACCAUAAAAUAAUA